Messenger RNA from Trichophyton rubrum CBS 118892, 954 nucleotides. RefSeq lists its product as uncharacterized. The record is from RefSeq and is a predicted model, not a curated record. NCBI's taxonomy places the organism in Eukaryota, Fungi, Ascomycota, Eurotiomycetes, Onygenales, Arthrodermataceae. Gene Ontology annotation, cellular component: Dsc E3 ubiquitin ligase complex. Bases 1 to 954 code for a protein of 317 amino acids. Gene Ontology annotation, biological process: SREBP signaling pathway; protein processing. The transcript is spliced from 2 exons.
AUGACAACCCAGGCUCCUAUUACGGAUGCCGAGUAUAUCACAGACGUCCUCAAUAUACCUAGCAUCCCAGGUUCAGAAGAUGCUGAAUCAAACGCUUCCGGUAGUGGCCAGCCUGACCUCGGUAGUAGAAGAGUUACUUUCGCAAAGUCCAAGUCCCUAUUUCUCGAUCGCCUGACUCGUGAUUUCGACUUGCUUAUCUACUGCGAACUAUCGGCUCUCUAUUAUAUGGAUUGUUCUAUUAUACAUUUCGCUGUACGGGCCAUAGUUCAGUUUCUAUUCCUUACCCCAAAAGCGGCCAACUUUCCCGAGCCACCGAAGAAUCAGCCAUUUAUUGGAGCAAUUAUUAUAAGUAACCUAGUCUGUAUCUUCCUACAUAUUGCUUCAGCCAAUCCAUCCGCAGGAGAAGCAUCCAGAGGAUACCUUCAUGGCGGGCUGUUCAUUGAUUUUGUCGGCCAAAAAGGACCUACUUCAAAGCUUCAGCUGCUCGCCGUGGAUCUAUUAGUUAUAUGCCUUCAAAUACUCAUGGUUGGAGCCAUCCUGGAGAAAGAGAAAGUCUCCGCGCUGAUUUCAUCGAGGCGAACCGCCGAAUCCAUCCCAUCUUCAACGGUGCCAGAGCAGGACCAUGAUUCCGAAGAGCAGGGUCUGCUGAGAUCAUCUCAAAAUUUGUCCAGCCAAGAGGAUGAUAUGGGGAACCGGCAAGUAAGUGGCCUUGAACUCUCGAAUCUUGGUGGUGAGAGGGGUGUAAAUGCUGUCAUUGGGAUGCAUCCGCGCGAUUAUUUUCACUCGGGGGAAGCCCUCAUUAUGAACUUGAACAUCGGCCGUACCCUUCGACAGCAGUGGCAGAGCCGAACAGCAGCGAUUGCGCCGCCUCAUGCCUCGUUAGGUGGUACCAGAGUCCCUGCAAGCACAUUUAUUAGACGUCAGCUGGGUAUUCAAACGGAACCCCGCUCCUAA